UUCUCUCUUCUCUCUCUCCCCAACCUUCAUAAAUUAAAAAAAAAAAAAAUGGAGAACGAGCUCCUUCAGAGAGUUCUAGAAGAAGGAGGCAGGGAUUACUACAUCCCCUCAUCAACCCAAAUCAAUACCAGCAGGCUCAACUCCUCCCCCAACUCCCCUCCAUCUCCAACCCCAUCAGCCUCCUCGAUUCUCCAAUCGCUCCCUCUCCACGUGUCUUUUGAUCAUGGGUACUAUUUGUUGGUGAAAGCUAUUCAAGAGCUCAGGGAGAAGAAGGAGGGGCAUGUGGUUACUGUUGGGAUUGGUGGCCCUAGUGGGUCUGGAAAAACUAGCUUGGCAGAGAAGGUGGCUUCGGUUCUCGGGUGUGUGGUGAUUUCGAUGGAGAAUUACCGGAGGGGAACAGAUGAUGGGAAUGAUUUGGAUUCCAUAGAUUUCGAUGCUCUUGUUGGCAAUUUGCAGGAUUUGGUGAAGGGUAAGGACACCCUGGUGCCAUUAUUUGAUUUUCAAGAAAAACGACACGUUGGUCUGAAGCCAGUAAAGGUUCCUUUAUCUGGAGUGGUAAUUGUGGAUGGUGCUUAUGCUUUGCACGCUAUACUACGAUCUCUACUUGAUAUUAGAGUUGCUGUGGUUGGCGGUGUUCAUUUCAGCCUUCUUUCUAAGGUUCAACAUGACAUUGGAGACACAUGUUCAUUGGACUAUCUCAUUGACAGCAUAUUCCCAUUGUUUAGGAAGCACAUUGAGCCAGAUCUUCAUCAUGCUCAGAUAAGAAUCAACAAUAGUUUUGUUUCUUCUUUCAGAGAGCCUUACUAUAAACUGAAGUGUAAAAGUGAGUCUGUGGAUGGGCAUGAAGUUUACCCUUUUGAUCAAAGUGGAGCAGAAACAGAAAACUUCAUCGAGAUGUACCUCCGCCCACCACGUGCAAGUGAAGAAGCAAGGAUAAAUGACUGGAUAAAGGUUCGGCAAUGCGGUAUCAGAUACUACUUGUCAUUAGGUGAUCAGAGAAUUGUUGACAAGAAUUUCAUCAUUCGUCCGAAAGCUGAAUUUGAGGUUGGGCGGACUACUCUAGGUGGAUUGCUUGCUUUAGGAUACAAUGUUGUUGUUAGUUAUAAACGUUCAUGUACGUCAUUCCACAACGGGCAAAUCUUGCUGGCGCUUGAAAGCAUUGACACUCUUAAUGAGACAUUUCUUGUAUUGAAGGGUACAAGCAGGAAGGUGAUUGGAGCGGAAGCAUGCAGGCUAGGUGUUAAGGGUCCAUGGAACACUAAAUCAUACUUGGAGAUGAUUCUAGAAGCUAAAGGCGUACCACGUGUUAAUACUCCUCCACCUUUGUCUGGUACGCUUGCGAUUGGAAGCCAGGAAAGGACCAUUGCUGCCCCCCGUCCAAUUCGCUUACCUACAAGUAUGCCUCACAAGCUUGGGGAUCUUACCCAGCCAUGGACUCGAUCUCCGACAAAGUCUCACAUGGAUCCUGUACUUCCAAAAUGGAGAUUUGUCUCAGAUUCUUCUGCUUUCAGGGGUAACAUCCAGCUUGUUCCCAUGGCAGAUUCAUAUGAUGUGGAUAGGGGCUUGUUUUUCUCCGUUCAAGCUAUACAGGCUUUGUUGGAGAACAAGGGGUUUCCAGUUGUUGUUGGCAUAGGUGAUGGAUGCACCUCCUUAUUCAUUGAAUUAGAUCAAAACAAUCGUGCAGGUGGUCCAAGUGGAUCUGGGAAAACAAGUUUGGCUCGUAAAGUGGCAAAUAUAGUUGGCUGUGAAGUAAUUUCCUUGGAGAGUUAUUACAAGCCUGAUCAAGUGAAGGAUUUCAAAUAUGAUGAAUUUAAUUCCUUGGAUUUAGCAUUAUUGACUAAGAAUAUUGAUGAUCUGAGGAGCAGCCAUAAAACAAAAGUGCCUUGCUUUGAUUUUGAGAAUUGUAGUCGGAAUGGAUUCAAGGAACUUCAAGUUUCAGAGGAUUGUGGAGUGGUUAUUUUCGAAGGGGUAUAUGCAUUACAUCCUGAAAUACGGAAAUCAUUAGACUUGUGGAUUGCUGUUGUGGGUGGUGUCCAUUCACAUCUUAUUGCUAGAGUUCAGAGGGACAAGAGUCGUGUUGGUUGUUCCAUAACUCAGGACGAGAUUAUGACAACAGUGUUCCCAAUGUUUCAGCACCACAUCGAACCACACCUUGUCCAUGCACAUCUGAAGAUUCGAAAUGACUUUGAUCCUGUGCUUUCUCCUGAAAGUUCACUAUUUGUACUGAAAAGCAGCAAGCAGGUGACAUACCAAGACUUGUUGAAAGCACUUGACUCGGGCAAAGUUUGCAGUUCUGUUCAAAAUUUCAUUGAUGUAUAUCUAAAGCUUCCCGGGACACCUUCAAAUGGACAACUUACAGAAAGUGACUGCAUUCGAGUUAGAAUAUGUGAAGGGAGAUUUGCAUUGUUAAUACGAGAGCCUAUAAUUGAAGGGAACUUCAUCAUACAGCCGAAAGUAGAUUUUGAUAUCAGCGCCAGCACAGUUGCAGGUCUUCUUAGUCUCGGGUAUCAGGCUGUAGCAUAUAUUGAAGCAUCUGCAUUAAUUUACCAAGAUGGAAAGAUUCUUAUUGAAGUUGAUCACCUACAAGCCAAUCCCAGCCCCUACCUUCAAAUUAAAGGGACAAACAAAGAGGUUGUUUCAGCUGCUGCUUCGACGCUAAGUCUGGAUGGUUCAUACACUACGAAGACAUUUCUUCAAAUAAUUCUUGAGAAUUUGCCGGCAUUUGAAAGAAGUUCUACUGGAAUCCAUAAUCAACAAGCUGCAAGACUGCAGGAAAUUGUGGAGUUUAUUCAAUCCCAAGGAGGAAGCUCUGACGUCGAGUCUUCAACAGAUAGUAAAAAUUUACCAGCAGAUUUUGUGAUCGAAGAUCUACAAGCCAGGAUCAAGAAGCUUGAGAGAUGGAAUGCAGUCAAUAUGGUUUUGUGGACUUUUCUCUUAUCAGCACUUGUUGGUUAUUCUCUGUACAAAAGGAAACCACACUGAUGCUUUUUCGUCCUCCUCCGAUAAAAGUUUUACAUACCAUACCAUGUUUAUUGAAGAUAAUGAAAUUUUGAAGAGGAUUUUACUGCUUUGCUUGGCAAAAAUUCAACUCGGAAAAGGUCUCAUCCUUUUUUUUUGUGAAUCUCUUAUUUCACUCAAUAGAAUGUGCCAAGAUCGGUAAAAGCUCAGAUAAGUUGUUUUGCCAAGAUCGGUAAAAGCUCAGAUAAGUUGAGAAGCAUACAUUCAUCAGAGAGGAGAAGGGUUUUGUGUACAUAUGCUUAACGCGCCAUUGAAAGAAUAUAUUGUGUACAUAUGCUUAAUGUACAGAAGGUAUCAAGGAGUAACAUGUUUUUAUCAUUAUCAUUAUUUUUAUAGAAGUUAUGCAUAUGAACUGGACUAUUAACAGUAUGCAAGAAGUCGACACUCAAUUCAAAUCUGAAAUUAUGAUU
Asparagus officinalis (garden asparagus) is the source of this 3428-nucleotide messenger RNA. RefSeq lists its product as uncharacterized. The coding region runs from base 49 to 2982 and encodes 977 amino acids. Lineage: Eukaryota; Viridiplantae; Streptophyta; Magnoliopsida; Asparagales; Asparagaceae. Gene Ontology annotation, cellular component: cytoplasm. The transcript has 26 exons. The record is from RefSeq and is a predicted model, not a curated record. Gene Ontology annotation, molecular function: ATP hydrolysis activity; kinase activity; ATP binding.